AUGGAAGGUGUCAAGACCUUUGACCAGCGUGGCGAGUGGGUGAACGUGUCCGGAACGUUGGCUGUCAAAGGUUUCAAGGCGGGCGUGGCGGUGUACAACCGCCAGGAGGGCGAUGAGUCUGUGUAUGGGAUCAAGGCAAUUGAUGGGCAGAAUGUGAAGAUGCAGACGGGAGACGUAGAGCGCACCAUAGAUGCCGAGGACUUCAUGCGAAACAAGUUCGCAAUAUACGACAUCAAGAAAGAGGUAAUCGACCAGUUCGACCAGUUCAGCCCAUUGAAUUGCAUGGACUACCACUGGGGGGUCGAGGAAGCUCGGAUCAAGAUUGCACUCGACGAAGUCUAUUCACAACAUAGUGCUUGCCUCAAGCAUAUCACGGCGAUUCAUUCGCCAAUCAAAUAUAAAGCGGUGUCAGUGAAGAAGGAGUUCAAGAAGGACGCCAUCGGACUUGUUCCGUUGACGACAACCAUAUCGCUCAAGAAGGCGACGGAUGAGAUCAAUAUUGGCAACGUUUGCCUUAGGAAGUAUACCGACCCUGCCAAGCAUACCGAUUACAACGUCGCGUUGAUGGCCGUUGGCGGGCUCAGGCUCAAGCGUGAAGAGGGUGGGACUGGCAUUGGUGGUCUGAAGCGCGUGCCAGAUCAGUACGGGGUGCCUUUCUGGUUGGUCGGCGUGUGCACCGCGAAGGAGAAGCCAAACUUGGCUGUGACAUUUGUGACCGCCACGAACGGCAUUAAGGUUCCCAUCCUCAAAAACACGGUCGAGCUCAAGAGCGGCGACAGGUUGCGCAUGUCCGAGGACACAGCAAAGGCGCUUGCAAGGAAAGUUGCACUGUCCGACGCCACGCCCGCCAAGCCCGCCAAGAAAAAAGCAAAGACGCAGUGA
Molecule: messenger RNA, 882 nt
Organism: Prorocentrum cordatum
Lineage: Eukaryota; Dinophyceae; Prorocentrales; Prorocentraceae
Source: the annotation of a GenBank genome assembly